GUUACGUUAAUGGAGGACUUCAUCGCGGCUGAAACCCCGCUGGGCUCGGCUGGCCGGACCGCCCCGCCCCGGACGGAGCGCCCCAACCCAGAAAAGAAGGGGGCGCCCACCCUCACAGACGUACGAGUUUCCUCCCGUGGAGCGGAGGCCCGGACCCGUACCGCCACGUCCUCUGGGAGACCCGCUCAGACCCCGGUUCCCGCGGCGAGAGGGGACUACCGGAACCCGCCUGGAGGUAACCCCGGGACCCGGUCACGGACGGGACGAGCAGACCUGGGGCCCUGUUUCUCCUGUGGAGAGUAUGGCCAUUUACAGCGGGACUGCCCAGGACUGGAGUGUACCUUUGGCCAGGUUUACUCAGGGGAAGGCCGUGCCCGGCGUUGGCAAGCGGCCAAGAUCACCGUGCCCAUGGUCGUUGAGGGGCGCCCGACUGUGGCCCUCCUCGAUUCAGGCUGCGGCCAGACACUGGUCUGCCAAACCAUGGGCCCGCAGGCUGACAACCGCCUGGGGAAGAUUCAGCUGCAGUUUAUCCACGAGGAUAUACGGCCCUACCCAAGUACCAAGGCCCAACUGAUUAUUGAUGGGGUCACCCGGCUGAUGACAGUGGGACUCGCUCCACGGCUGGCGUACCCGGUGAUCCUGGGUUGGGACUGGCCCGAGUUCCCCGCCGUACUACGCCGCCACGCCGAGGGCAGCCUGCAGGUCACGCCAGCCUUGGAAGGGGAGGCCCCAGAGACUGAGGAAGACGAGGUGGAAGCCCCCGACCACACCAACCCGACGGAAGGACGUGAAGAUCCUCCCCCCGGAGUGGGGGAGGAUCCCUCGGCGCCCACGGACUUUUGCCGGGAUCAGCGGGCCGACCCUACACUCACGCGGACAUACGACCAGCUGGCCUCCGUGGAUGGGACGGUCCUCGACCCCCAUCGAGCGGCGCAGUGGCCGCACUUUGAGUUGCGGCAGGAGCGCCUGUAUCGCGUCGAGAGAGACCCCCGCACAGGGGAUACCCGGACACAACUCCUCGUGCCUCGGUGUCACCGCCGGGCGGUCAUGAAACUGGCCCACGACAUCCCUGCGGCCAGGCACCUCGGUCACGAGAAGACCCUGGCUCGGAUCCUGGGGCGCUUCUUCUGGCCAGGGGUACACCAGGAGGUAAAGAAUUAUUGCAACUCUUGCCCGGAACGCCAGUUGGCUGCCCCAGCACGAACUCCCAAGGCACCGCUGGUCCCGAUGCCUCUGAUUGAGACCCCCUUUGAACGUGUGGCCAUGGACCUGGUGGGGCCUCUCCCUAAGAGCAGCGCAGGGUUCCAAUACAUUUUGGUGAUAAUGGACUAUGCUACCAGGUUCCCCGAAGCAAUCCCUCUCCGGACCAUCACAGCCCGCACCAUCGCAGCUGAGCUGAUGAAGGUCUUCGCCCGUGUCGGCCUGCCCCGGGAGAUCCUCACGGAUCAGGGGACCAACUUUACGUCACGGCUGCUCCAGCAGGUGUGCGAACUCUUGGGGAUAAAGCAACUCCGGACGUCCGUUUACCAUCCCCAGACAGAUGGGCUGGUUGAAAGAUUCAAUCGGACGCUGAAAGAGAUGUUGCGUAGGUUCCCCCAGGAGGACCUUCGCCGAUGGGACCAGCUCCUUCCACCCCUGCUCCUGGCGGUGCGGGAAGUCCCCCAGUCUUCAACCAAGUUCUCACCCUUUGAGUUGCUGUACGGUCGGCGACCUCGGGGCCUGCUGGAUCUCAUGAGGGAAACCUGGGAGCAAGCCCCAUCGCCGGCCCAGGGCCUCUUAAAGUACGUACUCCAGCUUCAGGAGUGCCUUAAGCAGGCGGGGGCCCUGGCGCAGGAGAACUUGAAAGCCGCCCAGGACACGCAGGCCCAGACUUAUAACCGGGACGCCCAGACUCGGGACUUUCAACCCGGAGACCGGGUAUUACUCCUCCUUCCCUCCAGUGAAUCGAAGAUCCUGGCCCGGUGGCAAGGGCCAUAUGAGGUGGUUCGGAAGGUGGGCCCGGUUAAUUAUGAAAUCAAUCAGCCGGACCGGAAAAAGAAGACCCAACGGUACCAUGUCAACCUCCUCAAGCCCUGGCGGGAACGCGAAGGUCUCCUGAUCAACCCCUACCCGCCAGAACCUGAGCUAGGACCCCAGGUAGCCCAUACCGAGGACCCCGGGGAACCCCAGCUCGGGGAGACCCUAACAGACGACCAACUCAAGCAGACCCGGUGCCUCCUGCAAGCCUUUUCCCGCACCUUUACGGGCCAACCGGGAUACACCACCCUGGUAUACCAUAGGAUCCAGACGGAGCCUGGGGUGGUGAUCCGGGGCGCGACCAGGCCCUUGCCGUAUCACAGGAGGCAGGUUGUUGAGGAGGAGGUACGAGCUAUGCUGGAUCUAGGGGUGAUUGAACCAUCGCAAAGUGAGUGGCGCAGCCCUGUAGUGCUGGUACCGAAGCCCGACGGCUCACAGAGAUUCUGUAUCGACUUUAGGCGCGUUAAUGCUAUCUCCAAGUUCGAUGCCUAUCCCAUGCCUCGGAUAGAUGAGCUGUUGGCCCGCUUAGGGGAGGCCCGCUAUAUCACCACCCUUGAUCUAAGCAAAGGGUACUGGCAGAUCCCCUUGGAACCAGCCUCCAGGGAGAAGACUGCGUUCACCACACCCACGGGCCUAUACCAGUUUACCUGGAUGCCCUUCGGCCUCCAUGGGGCUCCGGCCACCUUUCAGCGCCUAAUGGACUGCCUCCUCCAGCCACAUCAGGACUACGUGGCCGCCUAUCUAGAUGACGUGGUCAUUUACAGUCCUCGGUGGGAGAACCACCUAGAAAGGGUCGCAGCCGUCCUGAGGUCCCUGCGGAAGGCCGGGUUAACAGCCAACCCUAAGAAAUGUCGCAUCGGCUGGCAAGAGACCACGUACCUGGGGUAUACUAUCAGGCAUGGACAGGUAAGACCUCUUGUCGGCAAGGUCCAGGCCAUCGCAACCUGCCCCCCGCCAGCCACGAAGCGCCAGGUGCGCCAGUUUCUGGGGCUGGCCGGGUAUUACAGACGGUUUAUUCCUCAAUUCGCGGCGAUUGCCGCCCCCUUACCGGGGCUCCUGACAAAGGAUAGCCCGCGGCAGGUGAAAUGGACCCGCGAGUGCGACGAGGCCUUUCAGACACUCAAGACGAGCCUCUGCAGCGAGCCGGUCUUGUAUAGUCCUGAUUUCCACCGGACAUUUGUUUUACAGACAGACGCCUCGGAAGUGGGACUUGGGGCCGUCCUUUCCCAAGAAGUAGAGGGGGAAGAGCAUCCGGUUCUUUACAUCAGCCGGAAGCUGUUCCCCCGAGAGAAAAACUACGCGGUGGUCGAAAAGGAAGCCCUUGCUGUGAAGUGGGCCUGUGAAGCCCUGAGGUAUUACAUCCUGGGAGCCCCCUUCACCUUGGUCACCGACCAUUCCGCCCUCCAGUGGUUGGCUCGCAUGAAGGACCAUAAUAUGCGGCUGCAGCGGUGGUACUUGGCCCUGCAGCCCUAUGCCUUCACUGUGCGUCAUCGGGCCGGGAAGGACCAUGCUAACGCGAACUUCCUCUCCCGGCUGGGGGGUAUGGAAGGGGCUGGCCCCGCUGCACGGGAGCCAGCCUUGAGGGGGGGGCCGUGUAGUGAGGCGGCCUGGCUCCCGGCCGCACCCGAGAGGGAGGAGCCAGAACAGCUGCCACAGUGGGCGGAGCGACUGCCACCUGUCCCCGCCCCCCUGAAGUCAAGGGGCGGGACCCCUGCCUGA
Molecule: messenger RNA, 3735 nt
Organism: Mauremys mutica (yellowpond turtle)
Lineage: Eukaryota; Metazoa; Chordata; Testudines; Geoemydidae
Exons: 2
Coding region: 10-3735 (1241 amino acids)
Biological process (GO): DNA integration
Molecular function (GO): nucleic acid binding; zinc ion binding
Source: RefSeq, a predicted model, not a curated record